Molecule: messenger RNA, 3949 nt
Organism: Glycine soja
Lineage: Eukaryota; Viridiplantae; Streptophyta; Magnoliopsida; Fabales; Fabaceae
Product: receptor-like protein 7
Exons: 1
Coding region: 379-3747 (1122 amino acids)
Molecular function (GO): protein binding
Source: RefSeq, a predicted model, not a curated record
UAAGGUAGCCUAAAUUUUCUUCCUUUCUGGUAAACCACCACCAUUUCACAAAAUCCAGUUGACUUAUUCCAUGGUUUACUCUGAACGGUGCAAUAACUCUGAGUUGGUUGUGUCUCUGACCAAUCUAUUGUCUGCAUUCUAUUUUCAAAAUAUCCCAUUCUAAGCUAAUUCUCUUAACCUUCUUCUGUACUCUACACUUCUUCAACACAACUUCUACACUUUUGACCCCCAUCCCUUGCAAAAUUUAGGAGAGUUUAAGAAGAUAAAGAGUGAAGAACACGGGCCAUAAGGGUCUUGUUCAUGAGUCUUUUUGGCCACCAUUUGUUCCUUGGCUAUUUUAGUGUUGUGUUGUGUGGUUGUCACUACGAGUAGACACCAAUGAGAAUUACAUUAGUUUCAGUGCUUUCUUUCUUUCUCUGUCACUUGAUAUAUCUUAGUAUCUACAUUUCUGUCACUGCUGGGAAAUGUCUCGAGGAUCAACAAUUGCUGCUGUUUCAACUGAAGAGCAACCUCACAUUCAACCCUGAAAAUUCCAGCAAACUCAGGUUGUGGAAUCAAAGCGUUGAGUGCUGUGAUUGGAGCGGUGUAAGCUGUGAUGAUGAGGGACGUGUCAUUGGCCUUGACCUGGGUGGAGAAUUCAUCAGUGGUGGAUUUGAUGAUUCAAGUGUUAUUUUCAGUCUUCAACAUCUCCAGGAAUUGAAUUUGGCUUCUAAUAAUUUCAAUUCUGUCAUCCCAUCUGGAUUUAACAAGUUGGACAAGUUGACUUAUCUGAAUUUGUCAUAUGCGGGCUUUGUGGGGCAGAUUCCAAUAGAGAUUUCUCAGCUGACAAGGUUGGUUACUCUUGAUAUUUCUUGUCUUUCCUACUUAACUGGGCAAGAGCUGAAACUAGAGAACCCAAAUCUACAAAAGCUUGUCCAAAAUCUCACCAGUAUUAGGCAACUGUAUCUGGAUGGAGUAAGUAUAAAAGUUCCAGGACAUGAAUGGUGCAGUGCCUUCUUGUUGCUGCGUGACCUGCAAGAACUUAGCAUGUCACAUUGCAAUCUCUCAGGACCUUUGGAUCCUUCCCUGGCAACUCUUAAGAAUUUAUCAGUCAUUGUUCUUGAUCAAAACAAUUUAUCAUCCCCCGUGCCAGACACAUUUUCCCAUUUGAAAAAUCUGACCAUCUUAAGUCUUGUUUAUUGUGGGUUGCAUGGAACAUUUCCACAGGGGAUAUUCAGCAUUGGAUCAUUGUCAGUCAUUGACAUAUCGUUCAACUAUAAUCUCCAAGGUGUCUUUCCAGACUUCCCACGGAAUGGAUCUCUUCAGAUUUUAAGAGUAAGUAACACAAGCUUCUCUGGAGCAUUUCCAAACUCUAUUGGUAGCAUGAGGAACUUAUUUGAAUUGGAUUUUUCCUAUUGUCAAUUUAAUGGAACACUUCCCAAUUCACUGUCAAACCUCACAGAACUCAGUUACCUGGACUUGUCAUUUAACAACUUCACAGGUCAAAUGCCAUCACUUGGUAGGGCAAAAAAUCUCAAGCACUUAGACCUUUCUCAUAAUGGUUUGAGUGGUGCAAUUCCAUCAUCUCACUUUGAAGGACUGGAUAAUCUUGUCAGCAUUGGCUUGGGUUAUAACUCAAUCAAUGGGAGCAUUCCUUCAUCUCUUUUUACACUCACACGGCUGCAAAGGAUUCUGCUUUCCUACAAUCAGUUUGGUCAACUAGAUGAAGUCACAAAUGUGUCUUCUUCUAAAUUAAACACCCUCGAUUUAAGUAGCAAUCGUCUUUCAGGGUCAUUUCCAACAUUUAUAUUACAGCUUGAAGCACUCUCUAUCCUCCAACUUUCUUCAAACAAGUUCAAUGGAUCAAUGCAUCUAGAUAACAUUUUGGUUCUCAGAAAUUUAACUACACUAGACCUUUCAUACAACAACUUAUCAGUCAAAGUGAAUGUUACAAAUGUUGGCUCAUCUUCCUUUCCCAGCAUUAGCAAUCUAAAAUUGGCAUCCUGCAACUUGAAAACUUUCCCUGGUUUCUUGAGAAAUCAGUCCAGAUUAACCACUCUAGAUCUCUCAGAUAACCAUAUCCAAGGGACAGUGCCCAACUGGAUUUGGAAACUACAGAUUCUUGAAAGCCUUAAUAUUUCUCAUAAUUUGUUGACUCAUUUGGAAGGACCUUUCCAGAAUCUUUCUUCCCAUUUGUUGUACCUUGACCUUCAUCAGAAUAAACUUCAGGGGCCAAUACCUGUUUUUCCUAGAAAUAUGUUGUAUUUGGAUCUUUCAAGCAACAAGUUUAGCUCUAUUAUCCCACCUGACUUUGGUAAUUACAUGUCUUUCACAUUUUUUCUCUCUCUCUCAAACAAUACUUUGAGUGGCAGCAUCCCUGAUUCCCUCUGCAAUGCCUUAUAUCUUGAAGUGCUUGAUCUUUCCAAUAAUAACUUUUCUGGAACAAUUCCCUCAUGUUUAAUGACAGUGAGUGAGAACCUUGGGGUGUUAAAUCUGAGAAAGAACAAUCUCACAGGUCUUAUCCCAGAUAAGUUUUCAGCUUCCUGUGCUCUAAGGACUCUGGAUCUCCAUCACAAUAAAUUAGAUGGAAAGAUUCCAAAAUCUCUUUCUAAUUGCACAACAUUAGAAGUGUUAGACUUUGGGAAAAACGAGAUUAAGGAUGUCUUUCCAUGCUUGUUGAAGAACAUAACCACACUCCGGGUCUUAGUCUUGCGACAAAAUAAGUUUUAUGGUCAAAUUGGAUGUCCAAAGACCAACGGCACUUGGCACAGGCUUCAAAUAGUGGAUCUAGCCAUUAACAAUUUCAAUGGCAAGCUACCUGCAAACUGCUUCACAAGGUGGGAAGCAAUGAUGUCUGAUGAAAACCUAGCUGAAUCCAAGGCACAUCACAUCCAAUAUCAGUUUCUUCAAUUUGGUAGUCAAAUAUAUUAUCAGGAUUCAGUGACAGUUACUAUCAAAGGUAAUCGGAUGGAUCUGGUUAAGAUUCUAACUGUCUUCACUUCAAUUGACUUCUCAUCCAACCAUUUUGAAGGGGAAAUACCAAAAGAGCUAUUUGACUUUAAGGCACUCUAUAUACUUAACUUGUCAAAUAAUGCUUUUUCUGGACAAAUUCCACCAUCGAUAGGAAAUCUGAUGGAGCUUGAGUCCUUAGACCUAUCAAACAACUCACUAGAAGGAAACAUUCCCACAGAACUUGCAACUGUAUCCUUUUUAUCAUUCCUGAACCUCUCUUUAAAUCAUCUGUUUGGGAAAAUCCCCACUGGUACCCAAAUUCAAUCAUUUCAAGAAACUUCUUUCAUUGGUAACAAAGGAUUGUGUGGCCCUCCGUUGACUGCAAACUGCACUUCCAACACCAGUCCUGCAACUACAGAGUCAGUCGUGGAAUAUGAUUGGCAGUACAUAGUCACUGGAGUUGGUUUUGGGGUUGGAUCUGGAGUAGCUGUUGCUACGUUGAUGAUCUGGGAGAGAGGAAGGAAAUGGAGCAAUGAUACCAUUGACAAAUGUCUUAUGCAAGUUUUUCCUUUGUUCGGGUUAGCUUAUACCCCCAUUGAGGAUGAUGAUGCAGAAGCGAACAACGAUGACUCUAGUGAAGAAGAAGAAGAAGAAGAAGAUUAUUUGGAUUAUCCAAGCUUCAGAGGAAGGUAUUGUGUUUUCUGUUCCAAACUUGACAUCAGUAUGAAGAAGGUCAUUCAUGACCCCACUUGCACAUGUUACCCCUCAUCAUCAGCUUCAAAUUCUUCUCAUUCAUCAAAAUCAUUUUCCCCUUAGUCACGCACACAAGAUGAUCAUUUGUUUCUGACUUUCUGUUUCUGAUUAUUUCUUUUCUUGCCUUUGUUAUUUCCUAUGAAAGCAUACAUGUAUAUGUCGUAUAUAAUACACAUUAAAGCACACAUGUAUAUGUCGUAUUCAACAAUAACUGAAUCACUUCAAUGUUUUGUUGGACAAUUGGGUGCACCAUGCACUUCAACAA